AUGGACUUAGAUGACAUCGAUCGAUGGCGCGGCGGUGGCAGCAACCGAGACCACUAUCGCUCGCGCUACGCGCCGCAGUACUCUCACAAGUGGAAUGAUGCUUACCAAAGCACAUACGACCCACCCCCGCCACGGCGGUACUUCAACGAUGAUUCGCCCUCACUAAAUCUGCCCUCACGUCGGAGCGCUCCGCCGCCGCCGCCACCGCCACCGCCGCUGUCACCACCACCACCACACCGUUCGGAGUCUCAGAAUGCAAAACGCAAGCACAAGCACCACUCAAAGCCCCGUCGCACGGGCCGCGCGAGAUCGGCCAGCUUCAGCGCGACCAGCACGGCGACGAGUCGCGCGUCCUCCACCUCGAGCACCGAUAGCGCUACAAGCUCCACCACCACCUCGUCCAGUUUAUCGAGCAGCAGUGGCUCGUACGAGUCUUCCGACUCGGAAAGCGGGAGCGCGACGACGUCCAGCACCUCGGCUUCGUCAAAGUCUACCUGCGGCCGCAGUGUUACCUCCUCGCAUGAAAGACGGGCACAGCCGCGCAAGAUGUCGAGGCAUCUCCAACGGCACGCCAACACGCUCUCUCGCGUCGCCGCGAAGCCGAUCAUCGCCGCGCAGGACGAAGAAAUCGCCGCAGCAGCAGCCUGCAGAGCGAUUCUCAACAAGGAGGCGCAGCUGAAGGAGCAGGAGCUACGGCUUCUCCAGCAGAAGCGGAACUUCGCGGCGGAGGUUCAGCGUCGGUCGUCCCAGCCACAUCGCUUUGUGGUCGAGGACGAUGCAAUACGACAGAUGCAGCGGCUUGUCGAUCUUACAGACACAACACCGGCAUUGGAGGAGUUCCUGAGGCGCACAUUCAAGGCUCCACCUGCGAGCGGUGCCUCGACGGACGCAGGUGCACUGACGUAUCUGCGCUCCUACGAGGGAGCUCUGUCGAGAAAUGGGGUGGCGCCGCUGCUAAGUCGGAUCGUCGCACCGUCGCCCAUGCCCGCCACCGUCGUCGUUGGGGAUGAGCCACCGGCCCCUACAAGCCAGCCAAGUGGCCCACCAGGAAUGGCACCAUCGGCGACUACGCCGUUCAUCGCGGCCGCGGCGCCAGCUGCCAGUGAAAAAGUGGAGCUGCGCGGGACGAGCGCCGAGGUCGACUCGUUGCUGGAGCACAGCCUUCCCGUAGAGGGCCACCUUCUCACUCGCUCCCCUCCGUCAACUCCGACCGACCGCGCAAGAGCACAUGCUCCGUCGGAAAGGGUGCCGCCGCAGUCGCUCGCCAUCGAUGGCGGAGCGGCAGCGGCUCAGGUGUUCGCUGCCGGCGCACCGGCAGAAGGUGCCGUCGCAGCUGCAAAUGACGAGCAGAAACAAGGCGGCUCGGUCGCACCGAAAAAGGAGAAGGCAGCGGAGACCGCUGAGCCAGCGGUGAGCAGACCUUUAAAAAGCGGUCGCGUUACCUACAAUGAGCUGGCGCAGCGGCGCCGCAUCAAGGUAAAGGUGCGAUGUCGCCGCAGCCGCUCGCACGUUCCGACGCACGAGUCCGAGACGGACGGUGACUCAGCCUGUGAAAAUGAUCCUUCCCCGAACGAGAAGCGACAAGAUAAGGCUGUCUCGCCUCCCGCCGGACACUCUCAGCCAGAGCAGCGGCAGCAGUCCAUCGGUGCACCGUUGCAGCUGCUGCCGCCACCAUCAAGCCCCACCUCUCACGCCGUCGCUGAACGGCAGCUUAUCUUCAGCAACCCAGUGCAGCAGCACAGCCAGGGUGGGGCCAAACAGCAGCCGUGGGUAGUGGCCAACUGGCCGUGCAAUGCCCCACCACGGAAGUCGACGCAGAAAGGAAAGGAUGGCUCGCCAGCGCUCUGGUACGCCUCCAACAGCCCCGUGCCGCUCUCGCACCGUGAGUUCAAGAGCUUGCUCUGCUCCGAGUACGUGUCGCCGGAGAUGACGACCGUGCUAACGCCGGGAGCUGCGGACGCGACCAUAGCUGGUGCUGAUGCGGACAAGAAACUCUCGGUGGCGCCGACGGGUACGAAGGCAGAACGCGAUGCGUACGUGCCAUUCGGCGGCGGCGCUCCCCACGUCUCACCUCCCUCUAGAGCAAUCAGUGCUGGCGAGCGCGGCUCUCAGCGAUAUUCUCGGCACCGAUCGGUGCGCAUUCAGGAUGUGAACGAAGACUCUGAACCCCCUUUUGCCAUGGAGUCGGAGCAUAGCGAAGGCGAGUCUCCGGUCCAUGUCCCUGCCGAGCUCUCAGCACCGCCUCCAGCCCCUUUAAGGGACAACGAAGACGAGCUGGUCGUGGAGUUUCCGCCGCCGCCGCAUAUGAUGGCGAGCGACAUGCCGCCCCCGGGUGAUGUGGGGAGCGACGGUGAGAACAGCUGUUGCGGGUGUGGAGGCAGUGGGUGCAGCUGCUGCCCCACUCCUUGUGUUGGCUUCUGUAGUUGCUGGUCCGCCAUGUUCAGCUGCCUCUUUCCGUGCUGCUGUGGCAAGAAGCCGAAGGUCGUGCAGUCCGCUGAGCCGCCACAUCGACUGGCCUUUCAGAGGCCCGAUCCCCCCUCUGCUCCGCCGAUACUGCCCCUGCAGACGCAGACCACACCGGCCACGACGAACGCGCAGCCAUAG
Molecule: messenger RNA, 2604 nt
Organism: Leishmania mexicana MHOM/GT/2001/U1103
Lineage: Eukaryota; Euglenozoa; Kinetoplastea; Trypanosomatida; Trypanosomatidae
Exons: 1
Coding region: 1-2604 (867 amino acids)
Source: RefSeq, a predicted model, not a curated record